Molecule: messenger RNA, 10966 nt
Organism: Condylura cristata (star-nosed mole)
Lineage: Eukaryota; Metazoa; Chordata; Mammalia; Eulipotyphla; Talpidae
Gene: CNTNAP5
Product: contactin associated protein-like 5
Exons: 24
Coding region: 71-3994 (1307 amino acids)
Source: RefSeq, a predicted model, not a curated record
GAGAGAAGAAACCAUAGCUGCCGCCUGCGAAAUUAGGAUUCAAUUGGGAGGGACCGCUUACCCAAGGGAAAUGGAUUCUGUACUACGGCUGACCAGCGUUUUCACUUUGCUGUUCUCCAGUUUGUGGCAUUUAGGAUUAACAGCGACAAAUUACAACUGUGAUGACCCAUUGACAUCUGUGCUGUCUCCAAUGGUUUUUUCUAGCUCCUCAGAUAUCACUGGUACUCACAGCCCAGCUCAACUCAACCGAAGAGUUGGAACUGGCGGUUGGUCCCCAGCAGAUUCCAGUGCUCAACAGUGGCUCCAACUGGACCUGGGAAACAGAGUGGAGAUCACAGCGGUGGCCACGCAGGGACGGUAUGGAAGCUCUGACUGGGUGACAAGUUACAGCCUGAUGUUCAGUGACACAGGACGUAACUGGAAACAGUACAAGCAAGAAGACAGCAUCUGGACCUUUUCAGGAAAUGUGAAUGCUGACAGCGUGAUGCACCACAAAUUACCGCACUCAGUUAGAGCCCGGUUCAUUCGCUUUGUGCCCCUGCAAUGGAAUCCAAGUGGAAAGAUUGGCAUGAGAGUUGAGGUCUACGGUUGUUCCUAUAAAUCGGAUAUUGCUGACUUUGAUGGCCGGAGCUCCCUCCUGUACAGGUUCAAUCAGAAGCUGAUGAGCACUCUUAAAGAUGUUAUCUCUCUGAAGUUCAAGAGCAUGCAAGGAGAUGGAGUCCUGUUCCAUGGAGAGGGUCAACGUGGUGAUCACAUCACUUUGGAGCUCCAGAAGGGGAGGCUAGCUCUGCACCUCAACUUGGAAGACAGCAAACCUCGACUCAGCAGCAGCCCACCCUCAGCCACCCUGGGCAGCCUCUUGGAUGAUCAGCACUGGCACUCAGUCCUCAUUGAGCGGGUGGGCAAGCUGGUGAACUUCACGGUGGACAAGCACACACAGCACUUCCGAACCAAGGGCGAGGCAGAUGCCUUAGACAUUGACUAUGAGCUUAGUUUUGGAGGAAUUCCAGUACCAGGCAAACCUGGAACCUUUCUGAAGAAAAACUUUCAUGGAUGUAUUGAAAACCUUUAUUACAAUGGAAUAAAUAUAAUUGACCUGGCUAAAAGGCGAAAGCAUCAGAUCUACACUGUGGGCAAUGUCACUUUUUCCUGCUCCGAACCACAAAUUGUUCCCAUCACAUUUGUCAACUCCAGCAGCAGUUAUUUGCUGCUGCCCGGAACCCCACAAAUUGAUGGACUCUCAGUGAGUUUCCAGUUUCGAACAUGGAACAAGGAUGGUCUGCUUCUGUCUACAGAGCUGUCUAAGGGCUCCGGGACCCUGCUGUUGAGCCUGGAGGGUGGAACCCUGAGACUUUUGAUUCAGAAAGAGACAGAAUACGCUGCUGAAAUCCUCACAGGCAGCAACUUGAAUGAUGGCCUGUGGCAUUCGGUUAGCAUCAAUGCCAGAAGGAACCGCAUCACUCUCACUCUGGAUAAUGAUGCAGCAUCCCCGGCUCAGGACACCAGCCGGGUGCAGAUUUAUUCUGGAAGUAGCUACUACUUUGGAGGGUGCCCCGACAAUCUCACCGAUCCCCAAUGUUUAAAUCCCAUUAAGGCUUUCCAAGGCUGCAUGAGGCUCAUCUUUAUUGAUAACCAGCCCAAGGACCUCAUUUCAGUUCAGCAAGGUUCCCUGGGGAAUUUUAGUGAUUUACACAUUGAUCUGUGUAGCAUCAAAGACAGGUGUUUGCCAAACUACUGUGAGCAUGGAGGAAGCUGCUCUCAGUCUUGGACAACCUUCUACUGUAACUGCAGUGAUACAAGCUACACUGGUGCCACCUGUCACAACUCCCUCUAUGAACAGUCCUGUGAGGUCUACAGGCACCACGGGAACACAGCUGGUUUCUUCUACAUUGACUCAGAUGGCAGCGGGCCCCUGGGGCCUCUCCAAGUGUACUGCAAUAUCACGGAGGACAAGAUCUGGACAUCUGUUCAGCACAACAACACAGAGCUGACCCAUGUGAGGGGAGCCAACUCUGAGAAGCCCUACUCCAUGGCCUUAGACUACCGUGGCACCACAGAGCAGCUGGAAGCUGUGAUCGAUCGCUCCGAGCACUGUGAACAGGAGGUUGUUUACCAUUGCCGGAGGUCCCGUCUGCUCAACACUCCAGAUGGAACACCAUUCACCUGGUGGAUUGGGCGGUCCAAUGAAAGGCACCCUUACUGGGGUGGAGCCCCUCCUGGAAUCCAGCAGUGUGAGUGUGGCCUGGACGAGAGUUGCCUGGACAUUCGGCACUUCUGCAAUUGUGACGCUGACAAGGAUGAAUGGACAAAUGAUACUGGCUUUCUUUCCUUCAAAGACCACUUGCCCGUCACUCAGAUAGUUAUCACUGAUACCAACAGAUCAAACUCAGAAGCCGCUUGGAGAAUUGGUCCCUUGCGUUGCUAUGGUGACCGACACUUCUGGAACGCUGUCUCAUUUUAUACAGAAGCCUCUUAUCUCCACUUUCCUACCCUCCAUGCGGAAUUCAGUGCUGACAUUUCCUUCUUUUUUAAAACCACGGCUUUAUCUGGAGUAUUCCUAGAAAAUCUUGGCAUUAAAGACUUCAUCCGACUUGAAAUAAGCUCUCCUUCUGAGAUCACAUUUGCCAUCGAUGUUGGGAAUGGCCCUGUAGAGCUUGUCGUACAGUCGCCCUCUCCUCUGAAUGACAACCAGUGGCAUUAUGUCCAAGCCGAGAGGAACCUCAAAGAGACCUCACUCCAGGUGGACAACCUCCCAAAGAUAACCAGGGAGACUUCAGAGGAUGGUCGUUUCCGAUUGCAGCUGAACAGCCAGUUGCUUGUAGGGGGGACAUCAUCAAGGCAGAAAGGCUUCCUAGGAUGUAUACGCUCCUUACACUUGAAUGGGCAGAAACUGGAUCUGGAGGAGAGGGCAAAGGUCACAUCUGGAGUUCGGCCAGGCUGCCCUGGCCACUGCAGCAGUUAUGGUAGCAUCUGCCACAACGGGGGCAAGUGUGUGGAGAAGCACAGUGGCUACUUCUGUGAUUGCACCAAUUCACCAUAUGAAGGGCCCUUUUGCAGAAAAGAGGUUUCUGCAGUUUUUGAGGCUGGCACUUCAGUUGCUUACAUGUUUCAAGAACCUUAUCCAGUGACGAAGAAUGUAAGCUCUUCAUCCUCAGCAAUUUAUGCAGAUUCAUCUUUACCCAAGGAAAAUAUUGCAUUUAGUUUUGUGACAGCCCAGGCACCCAGUCUCUUGCUCUAUAUCAAUUAUUCUUCCCAGGAUUCCCUGGCUGUACUGCUCUGCAAGAAUGGAAGCUUACAAGUUCGUUAUCACCUGAGCAAGGAAGAACCCCAUGUAUUCACCAUCAAUGGAGAGAACUUUGCAAACAGAAGGAUGUACUACUUAAAGAUUAACCGAGAGGGAAGAGAGCUUACUAUUCAGGUGGAUCAGCAACUCCAACUCAGUUAUAACUUCUCCCCAGAAGUCGAGUUCAAAGCAGUGAGAUCGCUUACCUUAGGCAAAGUCACAGAGAAUCUUGCAUUGGAUUCUGAAGUUGCUAAAGCAAAUACCUUGGGCUUCUCUGGAUGCCUGUCUUCAGUACAGUACAACCACAUAGCGCCACUGAAGGCAGCCCUGCGCCAUGCCUCCAUCGCACCAGUGGCCAUUAAAGGGACCUUGACAGAAUCCAGCUGUGGCUCCAUGAUGGACUCAGGUGUGAAUGCAGUGACCACAGUGCAUUCUUCAUCAGAUCCCUUUGGAAAGACAGAUGAGCGAGAACCACUUACCAACGCAGUUCGGAGUGAUUCAGCUGUCAUUGGAGGAGUAAUAGCAGUGGUGAUAUUCAUUAUCUUUUCUAUCAUCGGCAUCAUGACCCGGUUCCUGUACCAGCAUAAGCAGUCACACCGCUCUAACCAGAUGAAGGAGAAAGAAUAUCCAGAAAAUUUGGACAGUUCCUUUCGAAAUGACAUUGACUUGCAAAACACAGUGAGCGAGUGUAAGCGGGAAUAUUUCAUCUGAAAAACUGCAGGGUCGCCUAACAAAUCUUCAUUAUGUUAAAUUUUUCUCCUCCUCCUUUCUCUUGCCUUUUGGUUUUGGUCAUUCUCUUUCUCUUACUUGUUUGACACUUAUUUUUGGAAUGUACCUGUGUCCACCACAGCCCACUUGACUCAGCCCAGAAGACCAGGCAGCUACAGCCACUGCUGUACAAUUUGAUAAAACUAUCAUGGUGAUAACAACCACUCAAGAAACUAAUCUUACUACUGUAUACAAGAAAGAGACACAUAUAUGCACAUGUGCAUAUUUAGUUCUGUAGUUCCAGUUUCAAAAAUGCACACUCUUCACUUUCACAGCCAUGUAGUCUAGCAGGCUGAUUUUGAAUGUGUGCUCUGUGACUUAAGCAGUAGUCCCUGACAUCUUUCCCCACCUCAAGUCUAUUUCUACCAGGGAACUCAGGGUAGAGAGAGGAGAUGCUAGAACCUGGCUGCUUCAGGGCAUUUUAAAAGAAACAAGAGAGGUUUGUUUUGAGUUAAUUUUCCUAACCACAAGAUGUCCAUUGUCCUCACUCACCACCCUUUUACACAACAGCUCUUAUCCCCUGAAUAUUUCCAAGUAUAACAUUUUUUUUUGAUGGCAGUGUGAUCUAUUUCUUGCUCCUUGUUUACCACUUGCUCCAGGGUCUAGGACCUUAGAAUGCACACAAUAGCAUAAACCUAGGGGACGCAUGGAAAAUAGUAGCUCAAAAUUAGGAGGUAAAAGGAAAGCUGCUAGGAAGUAGAUAUUCUAUAACUUCAAAAAUGCCUCUCCUCAUUUUGCAAGGAAAGUUAGCUAGGUUAUUCUUGGGAUUAUUAUAUUGAGGUAUAUCUAUUUAUCUAUCUAUCUAUAUAUGUUGCUGCAGCUUAAAAAAAAAUCCAAAUAAAAAUCUAAAGUAGUACUCAGUUCCAUGAAAUAAUUCCAGUGGUUCUUAACUCAGUAAAAGAAAAAUGAAUGAAUGAAUAAAUAAAUAAAUAAAACAAAAACUGCAUGAAGAAGGGAAUUUUUUCCUUUCAUCUGUUCCCUAGCAAUCUGGUGAAGAAAGUGAAUGCAGAUUUCGAUUUUCAACUAGGUAUAAUAAUCCACCUGUGUCCAGUAAGCCAUUUUCUAUGAGCUAUAGGAAGCACUGACCUUUGAGAUAUUGUGUUUAGCUUCAGCAGUCCUUCACUUUUUGGUGACAGAAGAAAACUGGGUUCCAUAGCACACUGCAUUUUCAAAUUGGUCACCUCCUAUGUAUAAUGGCUUCUAUUGAAUCCAACAUGUUGCAGACAUAACUCCCAGAUGAGGCUGUGGCAAAUUUCAGUUGUGGCUCCUUUGGGUAACAAAGCAUGGGUGAAACAGCAAUUCUGUCAAGAAGGCAUUUUGAGUUCCUCCAGAGAUGGUAGUGAGCAUCCUGAUGAUUAGCUAUACUAAUAUGUCUGCCUCUGCCUCUGGGCCAUCUUGGAGAAAAAAAGAAGGGAAUGCAAUAUAAUUGCUCCUGUCUUCUGCUGGAAAUGUCAAUAUAAUGAUCCACACAGGUGGGACACACAUGCUGAUUCUCUUUUUAGGACAAAUUCCAAUUUGGAAAACAAUGACCACAUUGCUGAUCCCCAGCCUUGACACUUAGCAGAUAUUUCAUCUUGUUCUUAAUUUAAUUAUCACCUACAAUUACUUAACACUUUGCUGCAUGCAGCUCACAGUGAGGAAUCUGUUAGCUUCAUCCAAUUUCAUGUCCAUUUCAGGCUUUCUCUUCAAUGUUAGUGCACAUGACAUAAGGGUUUAGAUAGGGAAUAGAUUUCUCAGUAUUCAGAUGCUACAUAAAUACAUACUUCUCUCCUUAAAAAUUUCUGUGGUUUCUUCUUUAUUCCCUCAUUUCCAUUAUAUUGCUUUUCUAGUAAAUUUAAUUUAGUAUAAGGGGAUUUUUUUUCUUUUUUUUUUCUUCUAGAAGAUGAUUUGAUCCAUUAAUAAAAGGAAGAUCUGUAAAUACUGUUUCCUCCGCCCCAUCCUCUCCUAUAUCCAAUUUUCACUUUUGAAUUUUCUAUUUCCAUAAAAGACUGUAUAAAUCAGGCUUUUAUUCGACUACAUAGUUCUUUGUCUCCUGAAAUAAAAGUUUCCAUGAAGUACAGUGCGUUUAGCCUGAAGCAGCUCCAGUAAAGAAAUAGAAAGGAAAAGGAAAGUGUGCAUAAUAAAGCUGGACCGCUCUAUCAUUCAAGUCUCUGGGAAGUGAGGACUGUAUUUUGCUGACACAGAGCUGAUAGAAGAAAUGGAAGACUAACAAAGGCCAACUCAUAUUUGUUCCUCUCAUCUACUUAGCGAUACUUGUAGGUAAUUCUGUAAGGUAAAGAAUUUGUGAGGCUUCAUGCUGGUCACAUUUGCACUAUAGAAUCCACCAGCAGACAAGCCUCCAUGUGUCCUUGAUCUAUCCAGAUAUAUUCAUUGCCACAGACUUAACGACCAAUGCCAAGACAGUGCGAGCCGCAUCUCUCUCUAACAAGUAGUCUCAGGGCUAAGUCAGAUGAUUUUUUACAGGGUUGAGUUACACCCCCCAGAGAAUACAGAUCACAAUCUAUAUAUAUAUAUAUAAAAUGGAAAUUGCUCCAUCCUGAACAAAACAGAAUUUUCUUUUAUAAAUAAGUGCUGACUCAGACUCUUUCCUCAGUGGUACCAAAAUCCACAUAGUUUGUGCAAUCGUUCGAUUGUGUGAGUGCUUCAGUCAUUGAACAGUUAUAUUCUAAAAUGCAUGCUCUUUAAAAACAUUCUAACCCCUUCUCAACCACUACUUACUACUUCAGUGAUCAGGUCUCCUGACUGCAAGUUCGGGCCAACUGGACCUCCAGUAUCCUCUACUUGAACACUCAGUCUUUGGUAACUGCUGUUUACACAAAUAUUUUAUGGAAUGUGGUCACUUUACAAUAAAACCAAAAAUCCCUGUGCAAUUUCACAUUCAAAGGGAACUGUUUCAUUGAUAUCAUUUCCACCAAACAAAUCUAUUUAUACAAAGAACAGUGCAUUUGCUUGCCCUAAAGCAUAUCUAGCAUCCUGCUGAAUCAUUCAUUGUGUGUAUAGGUUAGAUUGCGGUGGUUUCUAUGAGAAAUUGUCUAGAGAAUUAGCCAUUGAGUCUCUUCACUAGAUAGAUCUUUAUGAAUUUCUUAGCCUCUUCUAUCCACUCUCAACUGUAUAUGAGAUAUUUAUUUUAAGUAUCCUGGGUUGAUGUUUUAACUGCUUUUGUUCUCUUUAGUAAUAACAGAGAUGGCACUAGCCUAAUUAUAUUUCUUGUUAGAUCCAUGAACACCACAGGGUAAAGGGAACAGGAUCAGAGCAAAAUAAAUUGUUGUCUUCUUUCUUUACACAACACAAUGAGUUAAUUUAAUGCCAGUACUCUAUCAGGUGUGCUAGCUCUUGGGCAUACAAAUACAAAUGACCACAUGUUCUUGUCCUGGAGGGACUCCUUCUAGCAAGGGAGACGUAUUAAUAUGUAACGAAUGUAUGAAUAAACUUCUAUAGGAUAUAGAGCAAAGGACCUACAUGGCUUAUUUUAGGUGUUCCUUGCUAAAGAUAUGCAUUUCUGUAAAUAAUUUUAUAUUGUUUCUUGCUUAUUUCUUCCACAUUUAAUAAGCCGCUUUGCAUCUCCUUUUCAUAGUAAAUUUCUAUCAGUGCAGAUAGAAUUCAUAGAGGGAGACAAAUGACUCUUCAGGGGCAGAAAGAUCAGUGGUCUCUAUCUCUGAAGUAAUUUUUGGGAAUCUGAAUGUCCUCCAUUUUUGUUUCACUCUGGUUGCAGGGUUCUGAAAGUCUUUCCCAUCAGUCAGAACAAAAUGAUGACUUGGGACCUGACUUGGGAAAGAAAGAGUAAUUUCUACUUCUACUCCCCUAAUCUAUGAUUGGGGAGGCAUAUUUUUAUGACCUGUUGCAUGUCAUUGUUCUUGCAGAUGCUCUUUAAGUUACCUUUAUUGUAUUCUAGCUUCUCCUCAAAACCUCCAGUUGUAAUGAAACAUUUUUACUCUACUGAGGAAGAUCAUUUAGAUAAAGUAUAUCUUUGAAUAAAUAAUUGACCAAAAGUUGUUGUCCAUCUAAAUGAGGUCUCAUCUUGUGUGCUGGCUGAAAUCUUCAAAUCAUUAAAGUCACACAUCUCUCUGUAGUUAGAAGAGCCAUAUUAGGCAGUUAGAAGUGAAGUGUGUUCUCUAAGAUAUUCAAAGAGAAGGGAGUCAGAAUAUUAAAUUCUUUCUGAUAAACAGCAUUGAUGGGUUGUCCCCCAAAUGUGUUGGCAUCCUGACAACACCCCAUAUCUAUUAUCUAUCAAAUUCGCAUGUAACUCAGCCUGCCAACGGGGAUUUGAGGAACAGCAUAUAGAUUCGCUACUGAUUUUUCCUUAAUGUAAAGGUCAGGACAAAUUAGUGAUCAGUUGACCAAUAAAUCGAGAAGCUUUCCUCAUCUGUAAAGAGACAAAGGUGGUUAAUGGAAGAAGAUGCUAGGAAACUCCAAACUUCCAGAAUAUUUGAUAUUUGAAGGAUAACUUACUGCUAUUUUAUGUCUCUCAUGCAGUUUGAAUUUUUUUUUGUUUUGUUUUGUUUUUGUAACAGACACAUUUUGUAAUUGCAUCACUUCCAUAUUCUUCUCUUGGGUCUUUCUGAAGCUCUCCUCUCAUUCUUACACUCUAAUUCCUACCUGUUAAGUCAGCUAGUUUGCAGAUUUCUCGUUCUCCAAAGUUUUUAUCACUGCUUUCACAAAUUCUAUACAAUUGAAUCCCCUAAAGGGGGAAAAAAAUAAGUGUAAACAUAUACAGACACUUUGUAAAAAUAGGGCUGUUAUUCAUUCUAGCUUUUUCCAGAAAAUUUUGCAUCUUAUCUGUAUGGUAGGAAAAGACACAUUCCCUUUUGAUUUGACAAUUAUUUAAUAUAAGGUUUUGAUCUUUAACUAGUUUGCUAUUUUUGAGUGAUAUUUCUCUUUAUUUUGCACUAAGGUACUCUGAGGAUGAACAGAAAAGCACAUUUUUUAGUGAAAUAUUGUACUUUGUAAACUAGUUGUCUGUCUUUUGUAUUGUUUAUUGUCUACAAAUUGACAGUGGAUAUGAGCAAGGAUUAAGACAAAAGUUGGUUUUGAUAUCUUGACCACACCUGUUGGGAACAGGUUGAAGAGGCAGAGGAAACACCUGGCAACAUACUGGGCCAGCCCAGGUGACAAGUUUAUUACUUCCACAAUGGAUCAGUGGCUGUUACUCUUGCCACUUCCUGGCUCCUAACUCAGGAGUCUCUCGUAAAUUUUUGAUCAUCUUCUUAUACGGUAAAGAAAGAGACAAUAUCCUGCACUUUUCAAUUCAUUACCUCACUCUGCAUGACAUUUUUACCUUCCCCCUUUCUCCCCUAAUAACAUCCUUUGAUUUUUUUUUUUUAAUUUCAUCAAGACUUUCCCAGGAUGCUUUAGAGAUAUCACCAAAACAAUCUAACCUGCCCAAGUUGAACACCCAGAAAAUGCUAUAUGGGAGAAAAAAACAAAAAACAAACAAACAAAAAAAAAAAAAACAAAAAAAAACACUGUUAGAAAGGUCCUUAGGCCUGAUAUCCUUGAUAUCCUGAACAGGACCCCAAAUAUCUAGAAUUAUGAGGUUCUGGUAUCUGUCUAUGGCUUCCCUUUUACCUUCUUUGGUCUUGGGUCCAUUGAAAUGCCAUAUGAUAAGGAGGCAUGGGAGUCUCCAUCCAUGACCACUGCCAGGUACCCUUCAUCUGACAGCACUGGGAAUCACUUUUAUUCAUCUUUCCCAGAUCAGCAACACAGACCCAUUUACAAAACAACAGGGAAAAUUAGGAGUGUAGAUUAGGCCAUGACUGAAGGUGAAAUUAAUUCAUUUAGUGAGUAAAUCCUGGUGUUAUUUUCACUCUCAUUAUAUUCUUCCUUUCCUCAGAUGCCAGCAAUAGCCUCAGAGGACAUGAUAACUGUUCUGGGUGUACAAAGAAGCACUGUAUCACCCUGCAGACACUUUGGAAGGCCCAUAAGUAGAGACUUGUAAGGGGACCUUAAUAAAUAAUGAGUAUCUACCUAGUCAUACUUCUCCAUUAUAGUCAACCUUGUCCCAACGGUUUUGUAAAGAUACCAACAUAGUCUCUCUUCUUUGAUGGCAGUGUCAAACUGUGUAACCUUGUCCUGCCUUAAAUACUCGUGCAAAAAAUACCAAACCUUGCUGAAAGCAGCAGUUAAAUUGUGAUAGGAACAUUGUAUUGAGUGAGAUCCAGUACCAACAUUUUCUUCUUCUGUAGCUGGUAGUUGACAAGCCUCCUGAUAUCCUAUGCUGUCUUAGGGUGCCACUUUGCUCAGUCAACUGGAAGAGGCAAAAAGGUCAUAAGAGGUGUACUUGUGAAUGGAAGUGCCUGCCUCUAGGAUGUGAUAGGUAAGGAGUCAGCAAUCUUUUCUAUAAAGCCUCAGUUGGCCAAUACUGUUGCAACUAUUCACCUCUAAUGUUGUAGCAGAUGGGAGCCAACUGGGUAAGCCUGUGUUUCAAUAAACUUUUGUUUUUCAAAAUAAGCAACAAGUCAGAUUUUUGUCCAUGGGCUUUAGUUUUCUGAUCAUUUCAAAUGGGAAAUCAGUAUCCCUCUGGCAGGAGUGGUCCUCCUUUUUGAAGAGUGAUGAGGAAUAUGGAGAUUAUUUUUAACAAAUAAACAGUACAAGGCAAAAUAGCAUCCCCAAUAUAUUUCUUUAGCUGGCUCUUUAUUGUGGCAAAAGCACAAAACAGGCCAUCUCUAUUUGUAGAUUUGCCAGAGUUCCAGGUUUUCUUUUUAAACUUCUCAUUUUUGUUUCCACAACAAAAUCCCAAGUGAUGUUGCCUCGUUCCAAGUCAGUUUUGUAGACCAUGUAACAUGUCUUAAUACACCAUAAGGGGAAAAAUAAAAGUUAGCCUUAGAUUUCUUUGUUUUCUAUGGUUACUGUUGUACAGAAGAAAGACUUAAACUGUAAAUAAUGUAUAUUUAAUAAAGAGAAUUUUGUAUGAUUUUG